Daktulosphaira vitifoliae (grape phylloxera) is the source of this 3808-nucleotide messenger RNA. RefSeq names its product DNA replication ATP-dependent helicase/nuclease DNA2 (gene Dna2). The transcript is spliced from 15 exons. Gene Ontology annotation, molecular function: 5'-flap endonuclease activity; single-stranded DNA helicase activity. Lineage: Eukaryota; Metazoa; Arthropoda; Insecta; Hemiptera; Phylloxeridae. Gene Ontology annotation, biological process: replication fork reversal. Gene Ontology annotation, cellular component: cytoplasm. The coding region runs from base 213 to 3605 and encodes 1130 amino acids. The record is from RefSeq and is a predicted model, not a curated record.
AUCCUAAGUGAUAAAAAAAAACGAGGGAAUUAUUAUCAUCUUUUAUUAUUUUACGAAUUAAAAAUUAAUAAUUUUAAAAGUAAUUUAAUUUAAUUUGAACCUGAUAACUACUGUGUUAGCUCGAAUUAAUUAAUAAUAAAAGUAACACUUAAACAAAUUGAGUAGCUAUUCAUUUUAUUUUUUAAAAAUUUAAAAAUUGUUGUUCUGUGAUAAUGAAAAGAACUUGUAGUAAAGUACAAAAGGCUGAAUCUAGUAGUUCAAAACAAAUAAAAAUAACAUCUUUAUUUUCUCAUUCUUCUAAUGUUAUGAAUUCAAUUAUUCUUCAUAAAAACUGUGAUGAUGAUGUAGUAAAUAAAAAGCAACUGUCUCCUGAAUCCCAAAAACUUUCUAGUCCUGAUAUUGUACCUCCAUCUCCAGUAUUAUUAAAAAAAAAAGUUAUCAAAGCUAAAAGAAGUUUGAACAAAAUUUUGUCUAACAACAUAGUUAAUGAUAAAAUAAAAUCUCCAAAUAUUGGUACACAUACAAAAAAAGAUUUAAAUCUAAGCAUAAAAAAUGUUGAUAAUUCUCAAGAAGAGUGCAUUGACACUGACUAUCAAUCUUUUACUGGCACUGAAUCAAUCGCUAGUACUAUAGAUGAUGUAGAUUUUUGUUCAGAAUUGUUUUUGGAUGAUUGGAUUACCUCUAGCCUUCCAACAUUUAAAAAUCUUGAUUUAUCUAAACCACGACGAUGUACAGUGACCAAAAUUGAAAAAAAACCUCCAAUAAUUUAUUUAACAUUAAACUGUUGCAUUAAUUCAGAAGAACAAAGUUUGUGCGCUCUUAGUGGUGUAUGGUUUAAUAGUUCUUUUGAUGUUGGAGAUAUUGUAACUGUAAUGGCUGAAAAAUGCACUGAUGUCUGGUCUAUUAAUAAUGAUAUUGGAUUUGUAACUAGACAUUCUGACUUUUUAGUAUCGGGUACAACAAUAGUUGGCUCACUCUUUUGUACCCGUCGUUCAGUUUUAACAGAUAUUUAUAAAGGUCUAGAUUGUACUCCUGCCAUCAUGGUUACUGGAACACUUUUACAUCAAUUAUUACAAACAGUAUUAAAAAGUAAAAUGUUCCAUUCAAGUCAUAUUACAGCUUUAAUUAAUGAAAUUACUAAUAGCUCUGGAUUUAUUCAUACACUCUAUGAAUCUAAUAUGGAAUUGGAUAAAACCAAAAAAGAGCUUAUGGAGUUUAUACCAAAAAUACAAAAUUUUGUUGGAACUUAUAUAACUGAUUUUAAAACAGGCAGAGGAAAAAAGACUUGGCAAGGUGAAAUAUUAUCUGUACAAGAUAUAGAAGAAAAUUUAUGGGUACCUGAAUUUGGUGUUAAAGGAAAAGUUGAUGUAACUGUUCAAGCAAAAUAUAGUGGCUCAAUUAAAACUAUGCCUAUUGAAUUAAAAACCGGCCGAGCAUCAGGUAGUGAAGAACAUCGUGGACAAGUCAUAUUGUAUGUAAUAAUGAUGGCACAACUAGGCAUGGAUGUUGAUUCUGGUCUAUUAUUAUACUUAAGAGAAAAUAUUUUAACGCAUGUUAAAGUGGGUCAUAAAGAAAAAAGAGAUUUGAUUAUGUUACGUAACCAUUUGGUACACUAUUUAAAGUCUAACAAAAUAGUUUCAAAAAGUAUUAAUGAAUAUUUACCAAUUUUACCAGAACCUAUAAAUCAUCAUAAUGCUUGUUCAAAAUGUCCUUAUUUAACAAUGUGUAGCUCAGUAUUAAGUAAAGAAGGUUUUGAAACUUUAACUGAAAACAACCCUUUGAGAAAUCUAGCUCCUCAAGCAAUCAGCCAUUUAAAACCGGUGCAUAUUGAUUAUGUAAUGCAAUGGACAGCAUUUUUACAGUUAGAGAACUAUACUGAUGCAAAUGAUACAUUAAUUGCAAAAACUAGUGAUAUAUGGACACUACCAGUUGACGAACGUGAAAAACGAGGUCAUUGUAUUGCUUCGUUAAAAAUAUCCAGUGAUGUUAAAGAACAAGGAGAUAAAUAUUACAUUCAUACGAUGGAGAAAUUAGAUAAAAAAAAAAAAAAUAAUUUUAAACUAACAGAUUUUUCUGUUGGUAGCUAUUCUGUUGUUAGUACAAAUGAAAGAACUGCUGUAGCUACUGGUUAUAUUUCAUUUUUGUCAGAAUCCACUGUAGAUAUUUUACUUGAUAGGGAUUUAAGUAAACUUAAAUCAUCAGUGUACCAUUUAGAUAUGUAUGAGUCUCAAUCCAUUAUUUCAUUUAAUUUUUCUAGUUUAGCUCUUUUAUUAGAAACUAGUGAUAGUUCAGAUCAAUUGAGACGUUUCAUUAUUGACAAAGAAUUACCGUCGUUUGUUUCAUUUAAUAGAAAUUUAAAUGAUUUUGUUAAAAGUACUGGUCUCACAGAUAAUUUAAAUCAUUCCCAAUACUCAGCAAUUAUCAAAGCUUUAGCUGCUGAACAUUUUGCCCUCAUUAAGGGUAUGCCUGGAACUGGAAAAACAUCUACAGUUGCUAUAUUGAUAGAACUAUUAGUGUUAAUGGGUCGCUCAGUUUUGGUUACUUCACAUACUCAUUCAGCUGUAGAUAAUUUAUUGCUACUAUUAAAUAAAAAAGGCAUAGAUUUUUUAAGAUUAGGGUCUAAAAGACGAGUUCAUCCAAAUUUAAUUUCAAAAUGUGAUGAAAUAGCUACUCAACAUUGUGAUACACCAGAAAAAUUAUCAACUUUUUAUAAUCAAAUGAAAGUAGUUGGUGUUACAUGUCUGGGAUGUGGUCAUGCAUUGCUUCAAAAGCGUACCUUUGAUGUUUGUAUUGUAGAUGAAGCCACUCAAGUAGUACAAUCAUCAGUUAUUGCUGCACUUCAUUCAUCUAAAACGUUCAUUUUAAUUGGGGACCCACAACAAUUACCACCUCUUAUAAAGAAUAAAAAAGCAAAGGAACUUGGUAUGGAUAUUAGUUUGUUUGAAAGAUUAGAUCGACCUUCAGUUACUGCUAUUUUGAAUGUUCAAUACCGAAUGAAUGGUUCGAUUGUUGAACUCGCUAAUAAUUAUGCUUAUAAUGGAAGUCUGAAAUGUGCAAAUGAUGAUAUCAAAAAUGCAACAUUAAAUCUUAAAAAAUGUAAUGUUAAUAGUAAAUGGCUUGAAGCAGUAUUAUCAUCAGAUUUAAACAAAUCUGUUUUACUUUUGGAUACUGAAAUUUUGAAAAAUCAAUCGACUGAAAGUGAUAGCAAUAUAAUAGAAGUAAAAAUUAUAAACAAACUAGUUUUACUUUUAAUUCAGUGUGGAAUUCUAGGAUUAUCAAUUGGUAUUAUAGCUCCUUACAGAGCUCAAGUUGCACUUUUAAAAAAUACUUUGUGUAAUAUAGAUCCAGAUAUUGAAGUAAAUACUGUUGACCAAUAUCAAGGACGUGACAAAGAAGUUAUUAUUUACUCGUGCACAAAAAAUAAUUUUACUAAAGAUAUUGGAAUAUUGAGUGAUAAAAGAAGAAUUACUGUUGCAAUAACAAGAGCAAAAAAAAAGCUUAUUAUAAUAGGUAAUAUUAAUGUAAUGAAAAGUUAUGACACAUUUCAUAGUUUAUUUAACAAUAUUACUAAUGUUAUAAAGCUUCCCCAAGACUGUGCAGAUUAAACAUCUGAACCAUUUUUAAUCAAAUUUUUAUUAUACACAAAAUUAUUGGUUCUUACAAAUUAUAUGAUUUAAUACUUAUGUUGACUUAAAAUUUGUAAUUAACUUGUAAUUGAUGUAUUUUAUAUGUAUUUUUAUUAUAUUAUUUGUUGAUCUAUCAUUCAGAAAUAUUUUAAAUUUUGAAUAUUAAAGAAAUUACUUUUUAA